AUGACGCUGGCGAGGGACGUUGCACAGCAGUUUGUCUCCUAUGAGCCGCUGCGGCGACUGGUUUGUCUGCCGUACAGCGUGGAGAGGGAGCCGGAGUUUCUCAGCUUGAACAUGAACCACGAGGAUGCGAUGGUGGGUCGCGUGCUGCGCGAGAUCCGCUACAAGGAGUUGGUGUACGUUAAGGAGGGUCCGUGCCGCUUUCAUGACGUUCACGUCGGUAGCCAUCUUGGACCUGUAUCCCAAGGCUCCGUUGUUGUGCACCACCUUUGGGAGAGCGAGUACGAACUGUUGAUGCGCCGCUUUGGGAAUGAUACUUUUCCUUUGCCCCAAAGGUACAGGCGAAUGAGGGGAGGAUUUGUUUUUGAUUGCUUUUGGUAG
Molecule: messenger RNA, 378 nt
Organism: Trypanosoma rangeli
Lineage: Eukaryota; Euglenozoa; Kinetoplastea; Trypanosomatida; Trypanosomatidae
Product: UDP-Gal or UDP-GlcNAc-dependent glycosyltransferase
Exons: 1
Coding region: 1-378 (125 amino acids)
Source: RefSeq, a predicted model, not a curated record